Messenger RNA from Phytophthora sojae, 2112 nucleotides. RefSeq lists its product as hypothetical. Lineage: Eukaryota; Oomycota; Peronosporomycetes; Peronosporales; Peronosporaceae. Gene Ontology annotation, biological process: defense response. The record is from RefSeq and is a predicted model, not a curated record. Gene Ontology annotation, cellular component: membrane. The coding region runs from base 1 to 2043 and encodes 680 amino acids. The transcript has a single exon. Gene Ontology annotation, molecular function: calcium ion binding.
AUGGGCGGCGGGUCGCUCUUCCAGGUCGGCGAGGAUGUCGAGUUCUGGCGGGUGCUGGUGCACCUGAGCAUCCUGACCUUCUGCCUCGUGCUUUUCGAGAAGGCGCUGCACCGCAUGGAGCACAACUUCCCGGCGUCCGACAAGUACCAGCACAUGCUCAAGAAAGUCUAUCGAGAGCUCAUGGUGCUGGGCUUAAUCAGUCUCGGACUCAAGAUUCUCAAGGAGAACCCGGACAUCGACAGCGAUAGCAAGACCAUGCUCGCGUUCCAAGUGGCCGACCUCACCAUCUUCUUCCUGGCGCUGGUGCUCAUCUUGCAGUCCACUGCCGUGUUCCUGCUACUCCGCAACCAGAACGAUCGAGCGGAUCGCGCCGAGCUAAUGAAGACGCAGGACCUCGUCGAAUUGGUGGAUUCUGUAGACGACGCCAAGGACGCAGUGCCGUCGUUCAUCCGAACGCUGCUUUGCUGCGGUCGAGCGUCCAAGAAGAAGACUGUUGUUAAGAAACUCGUCGCGUUGCGGCUGCUUCGCCGUCUCUUCCUUCGUCGCUUUGGGUUCCCCCAGCUCUUCCCGUUCGCCAAGUACCUCAGUCGAGCGCAGGCCAACCAGAUCUCGCACAUGAUCGAGGUGGAGCCGUCCAUGUGGGUGGUUCUCCUUGCUGUGGCGUGGGGGAUCUGCGGACUACUCAAUGUUCUCGAGGCCCUAGAUGCGGACAUGCCCGAGCGACAGGAGCUGAUAGAGGCCUUCAUGAUCGUCGCGUGGAUCGUGCUGCUGCUCCACCUCAUGGUCUUCCUCUACUUCCGCUCCUGCGUCCAAUAUCUCCUUCGACUUGCCGCUGUCAACGAAGAUAAGACCAUCCUCACUGCCAACCUACACGCCAUAGCCGAAGAGGAGGCCAAGGCGUGGCAGAACGAGGAGGCGGACAAGGCGCUGGAGAUCAUGAGCAGCAUUCAAGAACAGCACGAAGAGUUCGAGUACCAGCGAGUCCAGCGCGAGCGGAAGCUUGCCAAGCAAGACGGCGGGCGGCUUGGAACUUACUGCAGCCGUGUAUCAGCGCUGUUUAGCGCGGACUCGAGGAAGAUCAACGGGUGUGAGAGCAUCGGUGGGGUCGUCCCGGGGUCGCCGAACAUCGACAUCCGCUUCUUCUCGUACAAGGCGUGGCACGUCAGCGUCAUCCUCCUCCUCGUGCUCAACGGCUUCCUCAUCACGCUGUUCCUGCAGUGCGCCGUGUACGAUCUGGACGAGAUUUACGAAAACUUCGGCACGCUACCGGCAGUACUCGUGCCGCUCCCGCUCGUGCUCAACGCGUUGUACUUCCAGCGCCACAUUUUCUACGACUUUGUCGUUGUUAGCAGCACGCUUCGCAUCGAUUCGCACACGCUGAGCAGCGUGGUGGAGACGUUUAGCGAGGUGGUGCGUCUGCGGUCCGAGUUCGCGGCCUCACUUCGCCAUCAUCUAACGCAGCAAGAGCUCACUAUUGCCGACCUUCAGGAAGAAUUGAAGGCGCGAGACGCCGCUGGCUCGGGGCUCAUCGAGGUGGACGAGCUCCGAUCUGUGCUCGGGAAGUUUGGCUUCCGCCUGACGCGGUUCCGCUUCAACAGCGUCGUCAAGAUGCUGUUUGAGACCGAGAGAACGAGCGUCGCGUACAGCCAAGUGGUUCGUCUCGUGGCGAUGGCUGAGAACGAGCACCUCGUGGAGAACGUCCAGGCCGCUGAGUACCCGGCCCAUCCGUUGCUGCGGCCGAGUGUGCUGAUCUAUGACAAUAUGGGGCAAGCAAGUGCGUUAUCGCAGUCUAACUACAGUUUGUUCGCUUCGACGCGUCAUGUUCCGCUUGCCCAGUCCAGCGUAAGAGCGGAGCCACACCACCCAGACCACUUUGUACAUGUUCCAGCUAGCAGCUUCUUCCUACAGCGCGAGCCAGAUGCCUCUGCGAUUCAACAGCCUGUGAUGCCCCGCCCAAGCGUCAGCUCGCAGGCGCUGCACGACAUGUUUAACCUUGAAAGACUGUCCCAGUCCCGUGCGCGGUCCAACACCAGACAACUUUAACCCUCGGCGAGCGACCGCACGUCGCAACAAAUUGACUAACUGCCUCAAUACAUUCAAGCUUGAAAUCGC